AUGCCAGCACGUGCUUCAACCAUCGUAUACUAUUUAUUUGGUUAUAUUGGAUGGUGGGCUAAUCAUUUGACAUGGUUAACAUAAAAAAUAAACGUAUACAUCAAUAUGGAACGUGAAGGUGCUCCUGAACCAGGUUUUUUCAAUGCUAUUCGUCGUGAAGAAGGAAAAAUUGAAGGUGAAUUUCGAGAUAUAGAAAGAAGUCAUGAACAACGUGAAGCUGAUAAAUAUGAAAAUCGUGCUGAUAAAUAUGAACGAAAAGAAGAAGAAGAUUUCAAUCAAGGACGUUUUCCAUAA
This is a messenger RNA of Adineta steineri, 294 nucleotides long. The record is from the annotation of a GenBank genome assembly. Lineage: Eukaryota; Metazoa; Rotifera; Eurotatoria; Adinetida; Adinetidae.